Molecule: messenger RNA, 1707 nt
Organism: Talaromyces stipitatus ATCC 10500
Lineage: Eukaryota; Fungi; Ascomycota; Eurotiomycetes; Eurotiales; Trichocomaceae
Product: ZIP family zinc transporter, putative
Exons: 4
Coding region: 337-1641 (434 amino acids)
Biological process (GO): zinc ion transmembrane transport
Cellular component (GO): plasma membrane
Molecular function (GO): zinc ion transmembrane transporter activity
Source: RefSeq, a predicted model, not a curated record
AAGGAUUAUUAGAUUGAUCUGAUAAAAUUGCCAAGUAGACCAAUCAGUCGUCCGACCCUUCCCUGAAUGAUUGUCUCUUGGGAUAUAUAAUUUAUUCUGAGCCAUCAUUCAGUUCAAAUUGACAUCGUCUGAGUGCGACAAAUACAUCGCAUACAUACUCUUAUUCCGAGCCCUCCAAUGCGAUUAGGAGGUCUGUUAUAUUUGCGUUCUUCAACUACCUAGAUCCGAGGCAUUUGAAAUUGUUGGGUUCUUGUGACGAGGAUUGGGGGUAGGACUUUUUUUUUUCUUUUUGCAAAGAAAAAUGCGAGACUGCUAGCCGGGUCUGAUUUCUUCACAAUGUUUGAAGGUGGCAUACAAGCGCGAGCCAACGGGGAUAGCUUUUCAUCCUUACUUCAAGAUAUUCCGAUUCAAGCUCUAAAAUCCGAGCUCGCCCGCCGUAUUGAUUCAAGAGCGCCAGGUGGACAAGCAGACGGGUCGACAUGUGGCUCCGAUAAAGCAGGAUACUACAACACGCCCGCUCAUGUUUUUGCUUUAUUUCUCAUCCUUAUUCUUAGCACAUUAGCAUGCUCAUUCCCAAUUCUAGCGCGUCGAUUUCCUGGAUUACCCAUCCCACGACACUUCCUCUUCUUCUCUAGACAUUUCGGCACAGGUGUCCUUAUAGCGACGGCAUUCGUUCAUCUUCUCCCUACAGCAUUCAAUUCACUGUUGAAUUCAUGCCUUCCCCCUUUCUGGACGAGCGGAUACCCCGCAAUGGCUGGGUUUAUAGCAAUGCUAUCGGUGUUUUUGGUUGUCACGGUUGAAAUGUUCUUUGCCAGUCAGGGCGCGGCCCAUGUUCAUGGGAAAGAUUACGAUGAACUUAUUGGAGGCGUUAGCGCGAAGGAAGGCCGGAAGGAGCAUAAACAAAUAGGGCGUGAAGAAUAUAUCCAAUUGUCAAAUCAGGAUCAAGCAGCAGGAGAAAGCCUAAUUCAAUCUCCGACAAACUCCACGGGCCAAAGCGCCGCCUCCGCAAGUAAUAACGAGGACCUUGAUAUGGAAGAGCUAGGAUCCUAUGUGGAUGACGAAACAACUCCCAACCAACGACCCAACCCCCGUACCAAACAUGCUCGCCAAGGAAGCACGUCCAUCACCCAACUGCAAAACCCGCAAAGACAACUUCUUCAAUGUCUUCUUCUCGAAGCCGGUAUUCUCUUCCACAGUAUCUUCAUCGGUAUGGCCCUCAGCGUGGCCACGGGGACAUCAUUCAUCGUGCUCCUUGUAGCCAUCUCAUUCCAUCAAACAUUUGAGGGCUUCGCACUGGGGUCCCGAAUCGCUUCCUUGAUACCAAGUCUCUUCCCACCUUCCUCCUUCAAACCAUGGCUCAUGGCCUGCGCAUACGGCACAACGACACCAAUUGGGCAAGCCAUCGGUCUUGUUCUGCAUAACAUGUACGACCCCCGCAGUGCCACGGGGCUUAUAAUGGUUGGAUUCACGAAUGCUAUUAGUAGCGGUCUACUCCUCUUCGCUGGAUUAGUGGAGUUACUCGCAGAGGACUUUUUGAGUGAAGAGAGUUACGAGACGCUCAGUGGUUGGCGGAGAGUGGAAGCUUGUCUUGCUGUUUUGGGCGGGGCGAUGCUUAUGUCGAUUGUUGGGGCUUUUGCUUAGAGCUGUGAGCGUUUGAACUAGUCAUGUAUUAUAGUUAAAGAGAAUGGUUAGAUCGUUUUGUUCAUC